Molecule: messenger RNA, 460 nt
Organism: Suillus paluster
Lineage: Eukaryota; Fungi; Basidiomycota; Agaricomycetes; Boletales; Suillaceae
Exons: 3
Coding region: 55-303 (82 amino acids)
Source: RefSeq, a predicted model, not a curated record
UAUAAAACACCUGCCUGUUACUAUGGCUUUGCCUCAUUCUGUUCCACAAACUGCAUGAUGUUUACUUCCCGCUGCAUCACCCUGGCGCUGCUCAGCUUCCUCGCUGGGGCCAAUGCGUGUACACCUAAGUGCCCAGCAACAGUGAAGGUCUCCUAUACUACGGCGAAAUUAACCCAAACCAUCCCACAAGAUUACGGCGUAGAAUGCGUUUACAAUUUGAGCGGCGUGUCCUGUGAUUUUAACUCCGACGGCGGGCUUAUAGAUGGGGAUCCAGCUUGUCCGAAUAGUAUACCUAGCUGCUGAACGUUUUGUGAAGAGGUGGGGGACACCAACAGGAGGAGCAAUCGUCUGUAGACAUUCGGGUGCACGCCAGUACUUAGACACUAUCUAUUGCGAGAAUUGUUACAUAGUCUUAUCUUUCCUCGGCCAGUUGCAUCUAUCCCAAUCCCCAUUAUAAUCC